AUGAAAAUCAGAACUACCUCAAAUUUCUUCGUUUGUGGUAUCUCUUACUUUUUCUUUUGGUGGGCGUUAUUCGCCCUAUACUGUAUUGCUUACCAGAUCAAUCGCUGGCGCGUCUAUCUUACACGAAAGAAGAGAAUUUCUGGACAAGAAAAAGUGAUCACUUCCUUGCCUGGUAGCAAGCUUGUUUCAUUCCUAAACUAUGUUGUACCUAUUCCCUUUGUUACUGACAUGAUUGCUGUAAAGCACAUCAUUGGCGUUACUUUAUUCAUCAUCAUCAAUCUUCUCUUCAUCUUCUUUGCUCCUUUCAAAAUGGUGGAUGAUAAGCCUUAUGUGCUUCCUUCCAUUGGUAUUUUUGACCGUCGUGCUGCCUUUGUUGGUAUGGUCAACUGGGGCUUUGUCUUCUUUUUGGCUCAAAGAAAUUCUAUUCUACCUAAAAUGUCUGGUCUAACAUUUGAAGAACUCAUUCCUUUCCAUCGCUGGGUUGCCCGUAUUGGUUUAGCUGAAUUCAUUCCUCACUUUGUUUAUAGAAUGUAUCGUGGUUAUAUCAAGCAUUAUAUCGUAAAGGAUACUCUCUUUGAAGACCUUGAGCAAACCUCUGGUACGAUUGCAAUGCUUGGCUUUCUCUUGAUGUUUGUUACUUCCUUCGAGUACAUUCGUCGUAACUUUUUCGAAAUAUUUUAUUACUCGCAUAUCAUUGGUGUGAUUGUCGCAAUCAUCUUUUCAUGCAUUCACGAACCUACUUGCUUUGCUUACUUUAUCCCUGCUACCAUCCUCUGGGUAUUUGAUCGCGCUGUUCGUUCCUAUAACUCAUGGAUUGUCAAGACAGCCUCUGUUCGUGUCGAUGAAGUCGCUUCAAGCACAGCUACUCAAGAAGGUAUCUUCCGCGUCUUGUUCGAAUACCCUGGUAUGGUUAAUUUCCGACCUGGUCAAUACGUCUUUGUGGCUAUGGCACGGGCACAGAGUAGGAUCUUGGGUUACGCCAACUGGCAUCCUUUCACUAUCUCCGAAGUGUUCCGUUUGAGCAAGUCCAUAGACUCUGGUAUUGAAGAACGUAUUGCCGAAGGCAUAAACGAAAAAGAGAAAGGGUCUACAGACAUUGCAUCCUUGUCUGACACCUCAAGUCUUCGUCGUCGUGCCAACAUUGGUGUUGAUACAACCACUACCAUGGCUACUUUCCAUGCAAAGGCUCUUGGUAACUACACUCGGGACAUACUCAAGGCCGCCUCCAGAAAUGAACCUAUCGAGGUUGCUGUGGAUGGCCCAUUCGGUCCUCAGCUUCAAUAUCAAGAUUUUCCUGUCUUGGCUCUCUUUGGUGCUGGUAUUGGUAUCACCCCUGCUAUGGCUAUUGUCAAGGACUGCGUUGAGCGUAGAUCUAUGGGUAUCAAGACUGUUGCUACAGAAUACAUUCAACUUUCAUGGGCUAUUCGGUCAUCAGAGGAAGUUGUACCCUUCAUGGACAUGUUUAGCUAUUGGCAUGAAAAGAUGACAAAGGCUAUCCUUCCUAUUCACAUCAGUUUCACCAUCUAUGUGACACGAGCAAAAGAAGGCCCUAAUUACUUUGAAAACAUGCAUGGGUUCAAUAUGGUCUAUGGACAAAGGCCUAAUGUCAGUGAAUGUUUAGACAAAGUCAAGACACUCAAUCCUAAUCGAAGAGUGUGGGUUCAUACUUGUGGUCCGACCAGCCUUACAAAAACAGUUACGAAUGAAGCUGUUAAGCGUCAUUUCAGUGCUCACAAUGAAACAUUUGAGUUUUAAACACUUUUUAC
This is a messenger RNA of Rhizopus microsporus ATCC 52813, 1766 nucleotides long. RefSeq lists its product as uncharacterized. Gene Ontology annotation, molecular function: oxidoreductase activity. Bases 1 to 1755 code for a protein of 584 amino acids. NCBI's taxonomy places the organism in Eukaryota, Fungi, Mucoromycota, Mucoromycetes, Mucorales, Rhizopodaceae. The record is from RefSeq and is a predicted model, not a curated record. The transcript has 3 exons. Gene Ontology annotation, cellular component: plasma membrane.